This is a messenger RNA of Octodon degus (degu), 2662 nucleotides long. RefSeq names its product ERCC excision repair 8, CSA ubiquitin ligase complex subunit (gene Ercc8). NCBI's taxonomy places the organism in Eukaryota, Metazoa, Chordata, Mammalia, Rodentia, Octodontidae. Gene Ontology annotation, cellular component: nucleotide-excision repair complex; Cul4A-RING E3 ubiquitin ligase complex. The record is from RefSeq and is a predicted model, not a curated record. The transcript has 12 exons. Gene Ontology annotation, biological process: proteasome-mediated ubiquitin-dependent protein catabolic process; transcription-coupled nucleotide-excision repair; protein polyubiquitination. Bases 123 to 1241 code for a protein of 372 amino acids. Gene Ontology annotation, molecular function: protein binding.
UACAGAUUUUGAGGAACCUGUGAAGAUGCUAAUCCAGAGAGUGGAAGAAAGCCAGUAGUUGCGUGUGUGAAUGCUACACUCGUGGAAAAUUUAGAUGUUUUCAGUGUAAGAUAUGUGAAGUCAUGAGGGUCUUGGGACUGGAAUUAAACAAAGACAGAGAUAUUGAAAGAAUCCAUAGCAGUGGAGUUAACACCCUUGACAUUGAACCUGUUGAAAGGAGAUACAUGUUAUCAGGUGGUUCGGAUGGCGUGAUUGUACUUUAUGACCUUGAGAACUCCAGCAGACAGCCUUACUACACUUGUAAAGCACUGUGUUCCAUUGGCAGAAACCAUGCUGAUGUUCACAAAUACAGUGUGGAGACUGUUCAGUGGUAUCCUCAUGACACAGGCAUGUUCACAUCGAGCUCCUUUGAUAAAACUCUGAAAGUAUGGGAUACAAAUACAUUACAAACUGCAGAUGUAUUUAAUUUUGAGGAAACAGUUUAUAGUCAUCAUAUGUCUCCAGUUGCCACCAAGCACUGUUUGGUAGCAGUUGGUACUAGAGGACCCAAAGUACAGCUUUGUGAUUUAAAGUCUGGAUCCUGUUCUCAUAUUCUACAGGGUCACAGACAGGAAAUACUGGCAGUUUCCUGGUCGCCACGAAAUGACUAUAUCUUGGCAACUGCCAGCGGUGACAGUAGAGUAAAAUUAUGGGAUGUGAGGAGAGCGUCCGGAUGUUUGAUUACUCUUGAUCAACAUAAUGGAGAAAAGUCACAAGCUGCUGAAUCAGCAAACACUGCUCAUAAUGGAAAAGUGAAUGGCUUGCGUUUCACAGACGAUGGCCUUCACCUCCUUACUGUUGGAACAGAUAAUCGAAUGAGACUCUGGAAUAGUUCCAGUGGAGAAAAUACAUUAGUAAACUAUGGAAAAGUUUGUAACAACAGUAAGAAGGGAUUGAAAUUCACUGUUUCCUGUGGCUGCAGUUCAGAAUUCGUGUUUGUACCAUAUGGUAGCACCAUCGCUGUUUAUACAAUUUUCUCAGGAGAACAGAUAACUCUGCUUAAGGGACAUUAUAAAAGUGUUGACUGCUGUGUGUUUCAGUCUGAUUUCCAGGAACUUUACAGCGGUAGCAGAGACUGCAAUAUUCUUGCGUGGGUACCAUCCUUGUGUGAGCCACUUCCUGAGGAAGAUGAGACUAAAACUAAGUCCCGGUUAAAUCAGGCCUUUCAAGAUGCCUGGAGCAGCAGCGACGAGGAAGGAUGACUUCCACCUUUCUGCUCUUCGUUUCUCCUAAGGAUGGAACUUUUUGAGCAGCACUGUUUGUAUGUGGGGUUUUGUAACUGUUCAUUCUAUUCCUAAAAGUUAAGUUAGCACUAAAUUUGGAUGAUAUUUUUUCCUUGACAUUUUAAAAUGAAGUUUAUCUUUGUGUGAAAUCCUAUGGCAGACUUAUAUUAUUUAAUCAGCGAGAAAAGAAACUGUAAAAAUAAGCAAAUGAUGUGAAAAGGAAUUCAGAGGUAACACCUGAUUAGCCAAAAAGUCUCACAGUGCCAGACCCAGUGUGAAGUAGGUGAAGCCGCACAGUAUUGUUAUUGACAGAAACUGCAGCCAACAGUUGAUCAACAGGGAGUGACCAAAAAUACAGUGAAUGUUUCCAUCAGAAACAUUUAUUAUAGGGGCUGGGGAUGCAGCGCAGUGGUGCAGUAUCUGCCUGGGCAAGUGCGAGGUCCUGAGUUUGAUUCCCCAUACAAAAAUAAAUAAACUUUUAUUAUGGUAAAAGACACAUGGCUGUUAAUUUCUCUCAAAGUAUUCUGUUGCUUCUAAUACUUAUCCCAUCACGAUGGCAAAGUCCUUUAUUUAUGAUGUUUGUUUUUAUUUAAACAUUUUGUAAUAAGGAGUAAAGAGAGGCCCAUUUUUAAAUCACCCAUGUAUAUAAUAACGAAAUGAAAAAAAUGUGUGUUAUUGUGUGUGUGUACAUAUAGUCUGAAAACAGUAAGUAUUCACAAGAUUUAGAGAAAUAUAUAUGUAGAUAUAUAUAGUAGUGGAAGUAGAAAUUGUAAUUCUUUAGGAAAGUAGGGCAGUGCUAUGCACUGAAUGUUAAUGAUCUCCUCAGAUUCAUGUAUGAACCCUUGUCCCCAAAUGUGAGGACACCUGGUGCUCACCAAGGAUAUACAUAAGGGAAGGAAUAGCCAUGAGAACACAGGUUGAGAAAAGAACCCUCACUGGAACCCAACUGUGCAGGCACUCUGACCUGGGACUUCUGUCCUCCAGAACCGUAAGAAAAAAGCACCUGUUUUUGGGCCACCCAAUGUGGUAUUUUGUUACAGCAAACUGAACUAACCUUCCUCAGUGUACUAGGAUAAAGCCCAGGCAAGAGAAAUUAGGAAGAUAUACCCUGGCCCAGGGGUUGUUCUUCCCACCUGUCCUUCCCUGUUGCCUUGACCUUUACCCUGAGUCUUUGUUAAGAACUCACAGUACAAGAACACUGUGCACUUAGGUGAGAUGCUUGAGUCAGAAGUGCAACUUCUUUGGCUACUGGGGGGUGUAGGGGAGGGGCCUUCAGUCUAAUUCUAGCACUUGGUUCUGCCUUGUAAGCAUGGCCCUUGUCUAGACCAUCUUUGUUUCUAUAGUUAUUGAUGCUAUGAUUCCACAUUGCAACAGUGGCGAAUAGGAUCAGAACCAGACAC